AAUUGAUUGUUCGCUCAGGUCCCAGAAAUAUGAAUAAUUCAUUUAUGCUUAUGAGACGCGCUGACGUCACGGACGACGUGGGAUUCCGUUAGAGGACGUAACGGCGACGUCGUGGACUGGUCUCAGCCCGGGAGGGGGGAGGGGAGGCAGGCGAGUGGGACUUGCUGAGUCCCUGGUGCAUGGGAGGUUGCCGCUGCUGGUGGUGUUGUGCUGGGGGACUGGAGGGGGCGCUGUCACAGGAGGGAGCGCCGACGGUGCCAAUCCGGAGAGCCAGGGCGACCCGGACGCCAGCGACCACCCCCCGCGCCCCUUGAUGGCGACCUCGGUGGAGGACGAUGCCGUCCGGGAGGUGACACUUCUCAAGCCCGAGUACCUGUCCGCCGUCGGAGUGGAGGAUCUGUGCCAUCGCCCGGGCAGGAUGCUGACGCCCGUCCGCGAGGAGGUCGCCCUGUCCCCUGGUGCCAAGGAUGAGGAUGAGAACACGGCGGAGCUGAGCCGGCCGAAGAACGGGCUCCAGCCCUUGCAGCAGCAGCGGGCCUUCAAGCGGAGGAAUAGUCUGAACGUGGGUUUCAAGCACCCUGGGUUCAAGAGGAGGCGCCGUGCCAACUCUGACUGCGAUCCAGUGCUGCCCAGCAACUUCCUCCUGGGUGGCAACAUCUUCGACCCGCUCAAUCUCAACAGCCUGCUGGACGAGGACGUCAACAAGGCUCUCAAUGCCGAGACCCCCAAGUCCUCACCUCUGCCCAGCCGCAACCGUGACCCAGUGGAGAUCCUCAUUCCCAAGGACAUCACCGACCCACUCAACCUCAACAAUGACUCCGAGGUCCUGCCGUCGCCCCUGAAGUUGGGCCGCAAGAGGCGACACCGUCAUUACCACCACCCACCCGGCCAGCCGACUCAGUCUGCUGAACCAGCGGAGAGGAGCCAGGUUCCCCCGCUCGAUCCCAGUGCCCGGGAUUGCCCCGUGGGCCAGAACUCGGCAGCUGCAAAUUUGGGGCCGGGGAACUCCGAAGUACCGGCUGAGUCGGAGGGCCCCCAGCCCUAUGAGCUCAACACCGUCAUCAACUGCAGAGAUGAGAUUGUGUCGCCCGUCCUUCACGGCUCUGAGCAAGCUCCGACCGGAACCCGGCAUCGCAAGCGGCGCCGGACUACCAGCAAAUCCGAGAUGGGCAAGGUCCCUGCCGGCUCAGAGGAAGAGCCCAGGCUGCCAGGUGCUGAUGCCAAGAAGACGACGACAGAUAAGACUAAGGGCAAGUCGUCUCACCACCACCACCAUCACCAACACCAGCAACAUAGUCUCCAGCGCCACUCCAGCCUGUACCGUGACGGCAAGGCCCAGCCCAACUUCCAGAGCAAACAGAAGCGGUUCCAAUACGGCAACUACACCAAGUACUACGGCUACCGCAACCCCGGGCGCUGCGAGGAUCCCCGGCUCGGCUUCUUCAAGCCUGAGUGGUUCCGGGGCAAGGACAUCCUGGACCUGGGCUGCAACGUGGGCCACCUAACGCUCAGCAUCGCCAAAGACUUGAAGCCCUCACGCGUUGUGGGCAUCGACAUUGACGGUGGCCUCGUCCACACGGCCCGACAGAACAUCCGCCAUUUCCUGUCACAGGACGUGCUGCCGUCGCAGGGCGACGGGCAAGUGAAGAGGCGUUUCCCGCUGUCGCUGACCAAAUGCAAGGGCCCGAUCGCAGCCCCACCCGUGACUGUGGAUCACUGUGUGACCGAGUUCCCCAAUAACGUCACCUUCAUCCAGGGAAACUACGUGCUGGAGAAGGAUGAAUUGCUGGAGACGCAGAGGCCAGAGUACGAUGUCAUUCUGUGCCUAAGUUUGACAAAAUGGAUUCAUCUCAACUGGGGCGACGAGGGGCUCAAACGGAUGUUCAAACGCAUUUACAGGCAUCUGCGGCCUGGUGGCAUUUUCAUCCUGGAGCCGCAGCCCUGGUCGUCUUAUGGGAAGCGGCGGAAAAUUACGGAGACAAUCUACAAGAACUACUAUAAGAUUAUCUUUAAACCGGAUCAGUUUACGUCUUAUCUGUUGUCCCCAGAGGUUGGGUUUUCCAGUUACGAACUGGUGGGAACACCUCAAAGCACAUCUAAAGGGUUCCAGCGGCCGGUUUACCUCUUUCACAAAGGGUCAUCCAUCUAGUGCGAACUAAGACUUCCAAAGCCAGCUCCUGGCUGCUAUUUCACUUUCUUUUGUGCAUCAAUGGCUCUUUCCCGACCCUCUCCUCUCUCUUGUCGAAGCCAGUGGAAGACCCUGCACGGGACACGUGGUCUAUCGUCAUGAGCACUGCCUUUAUUUUUCCGUUUGUUUUAAAUUGACAAGCUGUUAAUCUCGAUCUGCUUCACAUAAAAGCCUCAACGAAUGUAUAAAGAGAAAGGAAACGCAUACUAGGGUUACAAAAAAAAAACUGCAUUUGCUGGCUUCAGGCACCUCUUGGGUGGGGAAGGGAGCACGUGAGCUAUUUUAGAAAGUGUAACUUCUGCUCUUGAAUUCACAGUGCGCCAACACUGUCAGCAUUGCCUCCAGGAGAGUUUCAGCCCCUUUUUCUGACAAAGCCCCAUUAUUUGGUUAUGUGGGAAUGCACGGAUUUCUUGUGGAGUGGCAGGGGGAGGAAUAUCUAUUAAACACAGUUUCAUCUGUGAUGUCUCUCCAUCAAAAUGGCCCUACGUACUGUUGCAUUGUUUUAAUAUCGUAUCCUCCAGUGCGUCAGCCACUUGUCCAUAGGGUAAUUUGCCACUUCUCUCUCUUCACCCAGUCCUCACCAAAAAAUAAAGUUUUGCUGCAGAUUAUAAACCGGCCAAACCCUGAAACCUGUUGGGCUUGUAGAUGCAACUAAAAUCAUCCAUUGUUAUUCUGUUAGAAUGAUUGGUCAUGAAUUUGGGGACAUGGUCAUGUUGAGCUGUGUGCAGACCCUUGUCAUGUGGUGGUGACCAUUUCCAUUGCCCUGGUUGGUAUGAGCACAGCUUGUGAGCAAUGUUGAGCUUUGAGAUUGAUCCAAAACUUUAUGGCUAGUGGUCUGGAAUAGUCACUCAUAACUUAAUUCUAACAGUUGCUGCAGUUGGUAUUGCUACAUCUUUUUGGUUCCCC
This is a messenger RNA of Hemiscyllium ocellatum (epaulette shark), 3094 nucleotides long. Its product is annotated as 7SK snRNA methylphosphate capping enzyme-like. Gene Ontology annotation, molecular function: O-methyltransferase activity; RNA methyltransferase activity; snRNA binding. Gene Ontology annotation, biological process: snRNA modification. The transcript has 4 exons. Lineage: Eukaryota; Metazoa; Chordata; Chondrichthyes; Orectolobiformes; Hemiscylliidae. The record is from RefSeq and is a predicted model, not a curated record. The coding region runs from base 314 to 2149 and encodes 611 amino acids.